Messenger RNA from Scutellospora calospora, 622 nucleotides. The record is from the annotation of a GenBank genome assembly. Lineage: Eukaryota; Fungi; Glomeromycota; Glomeromycetes; Diversisporales; Gigasporaceae.
AUGUUAUCAUUACUAAAUGAAGUGAUACUUAAUAAUGAAAUUAACAGAUUAGUGCUAAUUGACAUCAAUGCAAUCUUUAAUAUUGAUGAGAAGUCUGAUAUGGAUAUUAGUGACAAUGAACUUGAUAAUACUCUUGAUAGAAUUAUAGAUGCAACAGACAGUGUUGGAGAAGGAACAGAAUCUCAAAAUAUUCAAUUAUUACUAGAUAGUUUAGUAACAAAAAAUGAUAUUUAUACUAUUAUGUAUAAUACAAUGAAAUUAUAUGCCUACUUUGAUAAUGAUGAAUUAAAUUCUUUAAUAAAGUGGGAAGAGAAAUUAAAUUGUGUAGGUGGAUGUUGCUUACUUAAUCAUAGUAACAAUGAUAGAGAGUUUAUGUUUGCUUUUCAAACAGAAAUGCAAAAAGAACUAAUAAAAUUUGCAAGGGUGAUAGUUUGUCUAAGAAGGGUUACUAGAGAUAUGAUGAAUACAAAUAAUUUAAUAGAGGCAUUCUAUCGAAAAUUAAAAUAUGUAUAUAUGAGAAGAAGAUCUAGACGAUGCCUUGAUAGUGAAGUAUACCUACUUGUUGAAAUAGUACUUUGGGAUUUGAACUUCUCUGUUUUUUUAGAUGAUUUGAAUAUUAGAA